CAGUGAGCUGCUGCUGCUGCUGCUGUUGCUGAUGCUGCUGGUGAUGGUGCUGCUGCCGCUGGCCGAGGUGCUGCUGCCCCGCUGACCGUAAAAGACGGACGAAAUGUGGGGAGGCGGCGGCGCGGCUCACGAUCCCUUCAUGGAAUGUGGAUGAGCAGAAGUCGUGGGACGCGGGGAGAAGAUUAAACGGCUGUUUUUGCGCGGAAAUGCGGGGAAACGAGGCUUUCUGACGGAGAGGAAAAACCCAAGGGGCCCUUGAUUUGAGGUGGAGCGACCGUUGGAGAAAGACCGUUGGAAAAAAACAGCCGUUACAGUUUAAAUAAAAAAUAAAAUAAAAUUCAAAAAUUCGAAAAGCAUGAACGCGCCGUUCUUCCCGCGGGGGCCGAGGCUGGAGCUCGCGCACACGGCGCUGGUGUGGGUGUGUGUGUCGCUGUGUGUCGUGUGUUCGGCGGUGGGAGAAGAUGAUUUUAGUGUGGAGGACUGGUUAGAGAGGUACGGCUACCUCCACCAUACUGAACCCAACAUGGCUGUCCUGCGCUCGGCCCAGACCGUGCAGUCGGCCAUCGCUGCCAUGCAGCGCGUCUACGGCCUCAAUGUCACGGGCAGUUUAGACCAGAGCACUAUAGCCUGGAUGAAGAAGCCGAGGUGUGGAGUCCCAGAUCAACUGAAGAUCUCCUCGAGCUCGAGGUCACGGAAGCGGCGCUACGCUCUCACCGGUCAAAAGUGGCAGCGUACACACAUCACAUACAGCAUAAAGAAUGUGACCCCUAAAGUGGGGGCCCGGGAAACCCACGAGGCCAUCAGACGGGCUUUCGAUGUGUGGCAGGGCGUCACGCCGCUGAACUUCGAGGCCGUCCCCUACAGCGCUCUGGAGAGCGGCAAGAGGGACGUGGACAUCACCAUCAUCUUCGCCUCCGGUUUCCACGGUGACAGCUCGCCCUUCGAUGGAGAAGGAGGGUUUCUGGCCCACGCCUACUUCCCAGGACCUGGCAUAGGGGGCGACACACACUUCGACUCAGACGAACCCUGGACCCUGGGCAACCCCAACCAUGAUGGUGAGAGAAUGGCAGGCAAUGAUCUGUUCCUGGUGGCAGUGCACGAACUGGGCCAUGCUCUGGGACUGGAGCACUCCAACGACCCCACCGCUAUAAUGGCUCCUUUCUACCAGUAUAUGGACACUGAGAGCUUCAAGCUGCCUCACGAUGACCUGCAGGGCAUCCAGAAAAUAUACGGUCCUCCAGACAGGAACCCUCAGCCAACCAGACUGCUCACAACAGCCCCGCCUCCUCGCCUUCACCCUCCCUCAGAUCCUCGUAAACCAGACCGUCAGAACCGCGCUCAUCGACCGCCACAGCGAUCCAAACCCUCCCACCCCAACUCCAAACCCAACAUCUGUGACGGAGGCUUCAACACCCUGGCCAUCCUACGACAAGAGCUGUUCGUCUUUAAGGACCAGUGGUUCUGGAGGGUGCGGGACAACUCGGUGGUACCUGGUUACCCCAUGCAGAUCAGCUACUUCUGGAAAGGCCUGCCGCCCAAGAUCGAUGCGGUUUAUGAGAACAGUGAGGGCAAGUUCGUCUUUUUUAAAGGUCACCGGUUCUGGGUGUUCAAGGAUACUACGCUGCAGCCCACGUACCCUCAGGACAUCUCUCUGUUCGGCAGCGGCAUGCCCACUCAGAACAUCGAGACGGCCGUGUGGUGGGAGGACGUGGCCAAAACCUACUUCUUCAAAGGGGACAGAUACUGGAGGUACAACGAGGACAUGAGGACCAUGGACCCUGGCUACCCCAAACCCAUCACCGUGUGGAAGGGUAUCCCUGACUCUCCUCAGGGGGCUUUCGUGGACAAAGCUAACGGUUUCACAUACUUCUACAAAGGGAAGGAAUACUGGAAGUUCAACAACCUCCGGCUGCGGGUGGAGCCCGGAUACCCCAGGUCCAUCUUGAGGGACUUCAUGGGCUGCGACGGCCUACCCUCAGACCCAGACUGGGACUGGAUCCAGCCGCAGGAGGAGGAGAUCCCGCACUACGACCACGACGACGUGGACAUCGUCCGCAAGCUGGAGAGCACGGGCGGCACCGAGAAAGCGGUGGCCAUCGCCAUCCCCUGCGUCCUGGCCCUCUGCAUGAUGGUCCUGCUGCACACCGUCUUCCGGGUCAAGAAGAAGGACACUCAGCGGCACAUACUGUACUGCAAACGCUCCAUGCAGGAAUGGGUUUGAAACGGAAGGGGGUUCAAUGCCCUCGUUCCAAAGACUUUUUAUGGAUCUUAUGGUUUGAGAAACCAACCUAAACCAUAGACGUUAAAAAUGUGACAGAGAUAAGACAUGUCAUGUGUUGGUUUCUUUGCCAACACCAAGGGAUGGUGUAGAACCUGCUACGCAGUCAGUAGAACCAAUCCAAUACUUUUGGUCAACCUCCUUUAAUACGAGGAACGUGACAUUGGUUCUUUCCAAAGGAGUGGUCUAGAACUUCUAUCAAAUCUCUUAAAAUGACCCAAGCAGGAACGUCUUUGACAGGAACAGUCCGUCAACUAUUUCUGGCAUUGAAGAAAGAAACCUCCUCAAAAAGGGGCAUGCCAUCGUCUCUUGCCAAAGUGGUGGUAGAAAGCAGAACUCGGAUCCUAUCAAAUUAGGAUCAGAUGGACGUGAGGAGGCCGAAACGAAACAGACAGCAUGCUGACGCUCGCCUCAUGUUGUCUGAUCGUUCUCUGAGCUGCUGUUGGUGUACAUGCUGUCCAAGCCAUUUCCAGACUUCUCAACUUCUUGAAAACGGGAACUCUGAACAAGUCAUCAUUUAAAAAUGGAAAUUUUCAGCGACAAAAUGAUGUAUCCUCCUUAUGAUGCACAGUUCAGCCAGAAUAUUACGACCACCUUUUUGUUUCUGCAUAUAGGACACUUCUAGAACACUUAGAUUCACAGAUUUAUAAUUACUGACUGAAGUCAUGUAUCUGUUUCUAUACAUACUUUACUAUCAUUCAACUUUUACCUGUACUAUAAAAAAGAAAACUUAAAAUUCUACUUAGUUCUACUAAAUGUGAUUUUUCAAGUCAACUGAACAAAAAAUGAAUUGAAUUGAACUGCACACUAAAAUCUAGCAAACUAAUAUAGCUUAACUAAUUGCCUCAACUAACUUUAUUAAGUUUCUUGUUUAAAAGUUGGUGUAUCUAAGAUGCUUUAUGGUGGUUUUCUCUCCUAAAGGUUGAAAGGAGGUUAAUAUAGGAUGAUAAUAGAAAUAGAAAAAUAUUGUAUUUUUCGAACCUUUUUCAGUGAGUUUUCAGUCAAGUUUCUCCAGCACUAAGGCUGGGUGCAGCAGCAUUAGCAGCAAUAGCUGCUAACAGCAGAGCUAGCGAUACAUAAAUGCCUCCCAAUAGCUCUAAACUAAGUAACCCUGAGUGUUCCUGUAUCCGAGGAUACUAUCAGCUGGGACUACAGUCAGAUAUACUCGCCUCUAAAUGGUGAAAGAGCUUGCGCUGCAGUUAGCAGCUAAUGCUAAUGCUAAUGCUGCUGCACCCAGCCUUAGUGCUGGAGACACUUCACUGAAAACUC
Messenger RNA from Astyanax mexicanus (Mexican tetra), 3547 nucleotides. RefSeq names its product matrix metallopeptidase 16b (membrane-inserted) (gene mmp16b). The transcript has 10 exons. The record is from RefSeq and is a predicted model, not a curated record. Gene Ontology annotation, molecular function: metalloendopeptidase activity; zinc ion binding. Gene Ontology annotation, cellular component: extracellular matrix. NCBI's taxonomy places the organism in Eukaryota, Metazoa, Chordata, Actinopteri, Characiformes, Acestrorhamphidae. Bases 356 to 2221 code for a protein of 621 amino acids. Gene Ontology annotation, biological process: skeletal system development; extracellular matrix organization; proteolysis.